Molecule: messenger RNA, 2250 nt
Organism: Tricharina praecox
Lineage: Eukaryota; Fungi; Ascomycota; Pezizomycetes; Pezizales; Pyronemataceae
Exons: 5
Coding region: 194-2044 (616 amino acids)
Molecular function (GO): oxidoreductase activity, acting on the CH-OH group of donors, NAD or NADP as acceptor
Source: RefSeq, a predicted model, not a curated record
CACACAUACACAUACACACACACACACACACACACACACACACACACACACACACACACAAACACACCCACCUCCUCCUCCUCCCCGCCAACCCUAGAAAAGUGACGUCGCACGAGUGAUCACCCGCCAAACACAACCGAUAUAUAUACCACAAUCUCCAUCCAUCCAUCUACAUACACACACCGCCAUCAUCAUGGAUGCGGCUACCGAACUCCAGAACUUAAAGUUCACCCCGCGGUCCGAUGCCUGGAAGCAUCUGCGAAAAUUCGAGCGUCUGUGCGGUGUCGCAUACCCGAGAGCUACAGAUGCUGGCAAAUGGUCGCUGUUCGUCAAAACGAUCGAUUCCAACGAUCCCAAUGCGUGGCCAAACAGGUUCACACCUCACCGAUGGCUGCUUGAUUUGAAUGAUGCCUGGAUAAGAGACAACCCCGCCUGCGACGAUAUCAACUGCCAUGACUGUAAAACCGACGCUAUGUCUUACGACCACCUCAAGAACGCCUUCAUCGACCGGUGGGCAGUCGACGACCGGGCCUCGCGCCGACACGGUCCUCCCUCGCGAUCCUACUCCAUGCCACCCCAGAGCAUCGAUUCCGGUUCCGAGACAGAGUCCACCGCUCCCACUGCCAUGAUCCCCCACUCCCACUCGGCAGUGCACCUUCCUCCGGCUGCACCUACACCCCCGAACGAGCCGGUCUCCGAGUUCCAGGAGACAAAGACCCAGAUCUCGAUCAACGCCGAGCACGGCACCGGUCAGAUCGUGCUCUCCAUCUCGGAGAACAAGCAGCGGGGGAAGCGCAAGACCAAGCAGCACGAGUCCUCUCCCGGCCCCGACAGCAGGAGCGCAUCCCCGACACGGCCACCCCACAGGCAGCAGAUCGAGGCGCCUCCGCGCCACCCGGUCCACGUCAUCGAAGCCACUCCCGACCACCAGGAAGGGAGUUCACGGAUGGGAGGACAUCACGGGAUGGACCACGCCGACCCACGACUGGGUCUCGGCGGGGGUCUUGGCCAGGGUCUCGGCCAGGGUCUUCGCCAGGGUGACAUGGAGCACCGCCACGGCUCGCCACUGAACUCUCCCACGAACUCCCCCGGCGCACUGGAGCUGCGCCACGGCUCCCCCGACAACCGCGGCAUCGUCGAGCGGAUGGAUCGCAUGGACCUGUACAAACCCGAGUCACCCGUGCGACCACCUACCCCACCCGAGACCGACGCCAACCGCGAGCCUCCCUUGCGGCCCCGCCUCCUCGAGGGCAAGGUCUGCGCCAUCACCGGUGCGUCGCGGGGUAUCGGGCGUGCCAUCGCCCUGGGCUUCGCGAAGGAGGGUGCGCACAUCAUCGCUCACUACUGGGGCACCAAGUCCGAUCCCGCCAACGAGGAGAUUGUCUCGCUGUGUGUCGACAUCCGUUCGCUCGGUCAGGGAUGUACGAUCGUCUUUGGCGACAUCUCGGAUCCCAGGACGAGUGAGAACAUUGUGAGGCGCGCGGUCGAGACAUAUGGACGCCUCGAUAUCGCUGUCGGUAACGCGGGAAUGUGCUGGCUCCGUGAAUUCCUCGAUGUGACCCCUGAGCUCCUGCGCCGCCACGUCGACGUGAACCUCAACGGCAACUUCUACUUCGUCCAAGCCUGUGCGCGCCAGUUCAAGCGCCAGUUCCUCGAGCUCCCGGUCGACACGCCCAAGUCCGACUGGCCCGACUACAGCGUGAUCUGUGUUUCGGCCACGUCCGUCGGCGACUCGGGCGGAAAGCAGGCCCACUUCUCGCCCACCGCAGCGGGUAUCCGCGAGUUGAUGCGGAACUGCGCGCAGGGGCUCGCCAAGUACGGAGUCCGCUGCAACACCCUCUCGCCCGGGUUGGUCCAGACGAAGAUGGUCAAGGAGGUCGUCGAGGACAUGGAAGUCCGCGGACGCCUCGAGAAGAAGAACCCCUUCGGACGUCUGGGUGUCCCCGGCGACGUGGUCGGACCUGCCGUCUGGCUUGCUAGUGAGAUGGCCAAGUGGACGAACGGUCAGGAGAUUGUCGUUGAUGGCGGUACUAGCGUCGGUUAAGUGCGCGUCGAGGUAGGGGAGCAUGGCAGCGCGCUUGUGGGUGGUGUUUGUUAUUUUUUUUUUACAUGUUGUUUUAUUUUACAUUGCGAUUUUUGUUGUUGAUUUGCAUUCAUGUCAUUUAUCAUCUAGGUUUUGGUUAUGAGGUCUUGUAGGAUUGGUUUGUUGGUUUGUUGGUCGGUUUGGUGGGAUUGGUGGGAUGGGAUGGG